Eutrema salsugineum is the source of this 1015-nucleotide messenger RNA. RefSeq names its product cytochrome c oxidase subunit 5b-1, mitochondrial. The transcript has 6 exons. The record is from RefSeq and is a predicted model, not a curated record. Gene Ontology annotation, biological process: mitochondrial electron transport, cytochrome c to oxygen. Gene Ontology annotation, cellular component: mitochondrial envelope. The coding region runs from base 211 to 741 and encodes 176 amino acids. Lineage: Eukaryota; Viridiplantae; Streptophyta; Magnoliopsida; Brassicales; Brassicaceae.
UAAUCAAUUAUGAAGUGUUAUUCCACAUUAGAAUCUCUAUUAUUUUUGCUUUUUUUAAGCAAAGGGCCAGAAGAAAGGAUCAUCGGUGAAGACUGAAAAGAAGAAAAGAAAAAAACGCUUGGGGGUUCGCUUAUCCUUCUUCACGGUGUGACCUGAGAAUAAGAUCACGACACCGAACAAUCUCUACUCGAAGCCUCAUCUUUCAUCAUCAUGUGGAGAAGAAUCGUCUCCUCUCAUCUCAAAACCCUAGCCUCCGAUGUCGCCGCUGCUUCGCCUCGUCGAUCGGUAGCCGCCACCGCGAGGCCCGUUGGCUUCUAUCUAUCUGCAAAUCGAUCAGCCAUUUCUGCUUCUUCUUCCGUUAUCCCGCGCCAUUUCAGCUCCGAAGCAGCAGAGACGCUUGCGAAGAAGAAGGUGGAAGAUGUAAUGCCCAUUGCAACUGGACAUGAAAAGGAAGAGCUUGAAGCUGAAUUGGAGGGGAGGAGGCUUCUUGACAUUGACUUCCCUGAAGGUCCUUUUGGAACGAAGGAAGCUCCUGCUAUUGUGAAAUCCUACUACGACAAGCGAAUUGUAGGAUGCCCUGGUGGUGAAGGCGAGGAUGAACACGAUGUUGUGUGGUUCUGGCUCGAGAAAGGAAAGCAUUUUGAAUGCCCGGUUUGCACUCAGUACUUUGAGCUGGAAGUGGUUGGUCCUGGUGGGCCUCCCGAUGGUCACGGUGAUGAAGACGAUGAGCACCACCAUUGAGUCCGGCCUUUCCCUUGCCGCGAGAUUUCCUUUUCAUUUUCACUUUCUUAAAAUAUUUUUAGAAUUUUUUUAUGAAUUGGUUUGGAAUAAUAAAAAAUAUAUAUGCCGCUGGUGAAAACAAACAGUUGAAAAAUAAUUUUGAUCCUUUAAGAAGAUUAAGACUCGGUAUCUGAGUUUCCAAGUGCCAAAAGGCCCAAAACUCUCACGACCGUUGUUUUUUGUUUUUGUCUUUUGUAACAACUCUUGAAUCAGAAUCAUUCUUGCCUUUUGCUUA